GAGCAGCGGAGAGGAACCCGAUCGAGAUCGGUCGCUGCUUGCCUCCUCUUCCCCUGUCAUAAUACUUCGUGUAACAUGGACGGAGCUCCGGCGAACGACUUCCCGGUGGCGCUGACGCACGGCGGCCGGUAUUUGCAGUACAACAUCUUCGGCAAUCUGUUCGAGAUUACAUCGAAGUAUCGCCCGCCGAUUAUGCCGAUCGGGAGAGGCGCAUACGGGAUCGUCUGUUCGGUGAUGAAUUCAGAAACUGGGGAGAUGGUCGCCAUCAAGAAAAUUGCCAACGCCUUCGACAACCACAUGGACGCGAAGCGAACGCUACGGGAGAUCAAGCUCCUCAGGCACUUGGACCAUGAGAACGUUAUUGGAAUCAGGGAUGUGAUUCCCCCACCGAUUCCUCAAGCAUUUAAUGAUGUCUAUAUCGCCACCGAGCUCAUGGAUACCGACCUUCAUCAUAUAAUCCGUUCUAAUCAACAAUUAUCGGAGGAGCAUUGUCAGUACUUUUUGUAUCAGAUUCUUCGUGGAUUGAAAUACAUACAUUCAGCGAAAGUUAUUCAUCGAGAUCUGAAGCCGAGCAAUCUUCUGCUGAAUGCAAACUGUGAUCUUAAGAUCUGUGAUUUCGGUCUCGCCCGCCCUGCUUCGGAGAAUGAGAUCAUGACGGAGUACGUGGUGACCAGAUGGUACAGAGCGCCUGAGUUGCUGCUGAACUCGACGGACUACACUGCAGCCAUCGAUGUGUGGUCCGUUGGUUGCAUCUUCAUGGAGCUGAUGAACAGGCAAACCCUGUUCCCGGGAAGGGAUCACAUGCACCAGAUGCGUUUGAUAACGGAGAUUAUUGGCACUCCAACGGAACCCGAGCUUGGAUUUCUUCGGAGUGAAGAUGCAAGAAGGUACAUGAGGCAUCUCCCGCGUUAUCCUCCUCGGUCGUUCGUAGGUCUAUACCCGCAUAUCAAUCCAGUUGCCAUUGAUCUCGUUGAAAGAAUGCUCACAUUUGAUCCCACCAGGAGAAUUACAGUCGAAGAAGCAUUGGAUCAUCCAUACCUCGAGAGAUUGCAUGAUGUUGCUGAUGAACCCACUUGCAUGGACCCUUUCUCCUUUGAUUUUGAGCAACAUGCCCUCACGGAAGAGCAGAUGAAGGAGCUGAUACACAGAGAGUCUAUAGCGUUCAAUCCAGACUACAAGUGCUGAGGGAAAUCGGUUCAUUUGAAAUUUGUCAUCAGCUGGUGCUGUGUAUACUACAAAGCAUGAAGAAUUGGUGAUGUGAAUCUAUUUUUUGCAUUCUUUA
Molecule: messenger RNA, 1282 nt
Organism: Musa acuminata subsp. malaccensis (wild Malaysian banana)
Lineage: Eukaryota; Viridiplantae; Streptophyta; Magnoliopsida; Zingiberales; Musaceae
Product: mitogen-activated protein kinase 5
Biological process (GO): intracellular signal transduction; protein phosphorylation
Cellular component (GO): cytoplasm; nucleus
Molecular function (GO): ATP binding; MAP kinase activity
Source: RefSeq, a predicted model, not a curated record